Messenger RNA from Cladophialophora immunda, 2459 nucleotides. RefSeq lists its product as uncharacterized. The coding region runs from base 125 to 1741 and encodes 538 amino acids. Gene Ontology annotation, molecular function: transmembrane transporter activity. Gene Ontology annotation, cellular component: membrane. Gene Ontology annotation, biological process: transmembrane transport. Lineage: Eukaryota; Fungi; Ascomycota; Eurotiomycetes; Chaetothyriales; Herpotrichiellaceae. The record is from RefSeq and is a predicted model, not a curated record. The transcript has 7 exons.
AUCCCUCCCCCAACUUUCCUACCCUUUUUUUUUGUUUCCCACAUCCCUCAUUCUCGUGGUUGUUGGUUUUUCUGUUUUCCAAGUUUCCAAAGGGGCCAGAUCAACCCCCAGCAACAUCGUCAACAUGGCUUCCUUCCAUCUCGAUGGCAAGCAGAUGAGAAAUGUGUCCAUCUCGGACGCGCCAGGCUCGCCUCCCGACGGCGCCGACGAGGUCUUCGACGACGGCCUCAGCCAUGUCGCCGAGAAGUUCAGAGGCACGUCGGCCGACAAGCGGGACAUGAUGGUCAUGGGCAAGAAGCAGGUGCUGCGUCGAAACUUCAGCUUCAUCACCAUGCUGGGAUUUGCCUCGACUUGCAUUGCCAGCUGGGAGGGUAUUCUAACGUACCUUGGCUUCGUCUUGACUGACGGUGGCCUCCCCCUCCUGUUCUGGGGCUUCAUUGCAUGUGCUAUCGGGCAGACUCUGGUUUACGCCAGUGUGGCUGAAAUGGCUUCGAUGUCACCUACGGCCGGAGGUCAAUACCACUGGGUGUCGGAGUUUGCGCCUCCACGUAUGCGAAAGGUGCUCAGCUACUACUCUGGUUGGCUCACUGCCAUCGGCUGGCAGGUGUAUAACGCCAGCGUGUGUUUCUUGGUCGGCACGAUGAUCCAGGGCUUGAUUGUCCUGAACGACCCGACCUAUAUCUACAAGAGAUGGCAUGGAACCCUCCUGUCCAUGUCCACCACCGUGUUCUGUAUCUCCUUCAACACGGUGUUGGCGUCGCGAUUGCCCAUUAUCGAGGGCAUGGUCCUGAUCCUGCACGUGGUGGGUUUCUUCGCCAUCGUCAUCACCCUCUGGGUCAUGGCCCCCCGCGCCGACGCGCACACCGCUCUCCUCGAGUUCACCAACUUUGGCGGCUGGUCGAGCGACGGCCUGUCCGCCAUGAUUGGUCUCCUGGCGCCCAUGGCUGUCCUGGUUGGCUACGAUUGCUCCGUCCACAUGUCCGAAGAAAUCAAAGACGCCUCCGUCACCCUGCCUCGCGCCAUCAUGGGCUCGGUGAUCGUCAACAUCACCCUGGUGUUCGUCGUGGUGACCACCCUGUGCUUCACCACGGGCGACCAGGCCUCGGUGGCGGUCUCGGCGACGGGCUACCCGUUCAUCCAGGUCUUCUACAACGCCACCAACUCGUUCGCCGGCACCAACGUGCUGACGGCCAUCAUCAUCGUCAUGAUGGCCGCGUGCGCCGUGUCCGAGGUGGCGGCCGCGUCGCGGCAGAUCUGGGCGUUUGCCCGCGACGGCGGCCUGCCGGCCUCGCCAUGGCUCUCCAAGAUCUCGCCCGGCUGGAACAUCCCGCUGCCCGCCGUCACCGUCACGCUCCUGGUCUCGGCGCUGAUCUCGCUGAUCAACAUCGGCUCGACCGUCGCGCUCAACGCCAUCACCUCGCUGGGCGCCAUCGCCACCCUCAUCUCCUACUUCCUCACCAUCAGCUGCGUGCUGUACCGCCGCGUCACGGGGCCCGAGCUGCCCCCGCGCCGCUGGUCGCUCGGCCGCUGGGGGCUCGCCAUCAACGUCACCGCGCUCCUCUUCCUGAUCCCCCUGAUCUUCUUCCUCAGCUGGCCUCUGGUCACCCCCGUCACCGCCGUGACCAUGAACUGGUCGAGCACCAUGCUGGGCGGCUCCCUCAUCAUCGCCACCGCCUACUACCUGGUGUGGGGCAAGACCUCGUACGUGCCCCCCGUGGUGCACGUCAAGCGUGACAUGUAGAACAACAACAACACACAACCCGCUCAUCCCAACCAAACCCAUUUGAAAAUAUGGCACCUUUCUUUUUCUUUGCUCGCCGCUGUCACUUGUGCGAUUUGGGUUCGGGAGCUUAAAACGGGGUUUCGGGGGGGCUCAUCCGCAAAGAUUAAAAAACUUAUCGUGUAUAGACUUUUUUUUGUGGUUGUUUGUUGCUUGGGGACCAUUUGAGAGGUUGUCUGAAAUCAUAUACACACACUCCCUGUCUAAAGAUUUUGUUGGAACCUCCUUAGCCUUGUUCUCUAAGUUACUAUGCAACCCGAGAGGAAAGCAAGAGUCGUACAUGAGAUUGGGGCCGUAUGUAUACACAUAUACAUGUAGUAGCUGAUCUUUGAUCACAAGCUAGGCAGGCAGAUCAGAUGGGUUCCUUAAUAGAUUUGACGCCUCUCGAUGAUGUUGUUUCUUCAUCUGUAUGGGGGGGAGAGAGAGAGGUCAAAAGUGCUAGUACGAGCGACGAUCCCUCUCUCAUAAGUAUUUGAACAGGGCGUGGAUUAAGAAGCAUGGCCUCUCGCUCGUCAAUGGCGAGAAUGUCACAUGGCACAUGAACGAGAGGACAAGUCGAUGCCAGCGUUGCUAUGCCUUGGCCAUAGUACUCGUACUUUUCGCGCCUGCGAUACCCUUUGUAAUUGGCUGUGCUGAUAUAUCCGCAUCAACAUCAAUCAAUAAUGUCCCCCCCGGUCCC